This is a messenger RNA of Drosophila teissieri, 371 nucleotides long. RefSeq names its product guanine nucleotide-binding protein subunit gamma-1. Gene Ontology annotation, molecular function: G-protein beta-subunit binding. The transcript has a single exon. Gene Ontology annotation, biological process: G protein-coupled receptor signaling pathway. The record is from RefSeq and is a predicted model, not a curated record. Gene Ontology annotation, cellular component: heterotrimeric G-protein complex. Lineage: Eukaryota; Metazoa; Arthropoda; Insecta; Diptera; Drosophilidae. The coding region runs from base 161 to 361 and encodes 66 amino acids.
AAUAUAUAUUAGCAGCCAGGAGAAGUAGUGCGCAUAUUUCUCUAUUACAAUACCAGAGAAAUUUAAACAAACAUAACUUAAAAUAAAUCAGGGACAUUACAGCAGCAUUAGCAUACCAGCAACCACCAUAGGUCUCGCGGAGACAGCCGUCCUGGACAUAAUGGCUGCUAAUUUGCAACAGCAGCGCUCCAUCAACUUGCAGCUACGGCGGGAAAUGGAGAUGGAGCGGAUGCCCGUCUCGGUGGCCUGCUCCUUGAUGAUGAAGUACAUGUUGGAGCACGAGGAAGAGGAUUGCCUGCUCAGCGGCUUCACCCAGAAGGUGAAUCCGUUUCGCGAGAAGAGCUCCUGCAGCAUCAUAUAGAUUCGGAUAC